Musa acuminata subsp. malaccensis (wild Malaysian banana) is the source of this 2261-nucleotide messenger RNA. Its product is annotated as origin of replication complex subunit 3. Gene Ontology annotation, biological process: DNA replication initiation; DNA replication. The record is from RefSeq and is a predicted model, not a curated record. Gene Ontology annotation, cellular component: nuclear origin of replication recognition complex; nuclear pre-replicative complex; DNA replication preinitiation complex. Gene Ontology annotation, molecular function: DNA replication origin binding. Lineage: Eukaryota; Viridiplantae; Streptophyta; Magnoliopsida; Zingiberales; Musaceae.
GAUUCGAAAGGUCGCGAAACCUACCGCUCCAAAGGAAUGUCGCCAUCGCCCAUCUCCAUGCCUCCGUCUUCCCCCAUCGCCGACGACACAACCGAUGACAACGCUCUCCAGCCCUUCUUCGUUCUCCACAAAGCAUUGCCUCAGAAAUGCGAUAGGAAGGCAGCCGGAUCCACAAGAACUAGAAGGAAGAUCGAUCUACCCCCUUCGUCCCCGAAAUCGCCUGAGAAGUCAGAUGCUGUCGCUUCUUCCGUCGGACCAAAUGACGCGAACUACGAGCGGCUCCGCCUCGAGGCUUUUGAUAUGACCUGGUCCAAGAUUGACACCACUAUCAAGGAGGUUCUGACGCGAGUUCACCGCAAUCUGUUUGCUGAAGUGCACCAGUGGGCUCUCGAAUCAUUUUUAGCCCUUAAAUCCGGCAAACCAAGAAAUGCAUUCGAAAUCCAGACCCCGUAUCCACUUCUAGAUGACGUUAUAUGCAAACAGAUACCAACGGCAAUGAUACUUACGAAGAAUGCUGAAUUUGUCGAUGAUAUGCUAACAUUUCAAGAACUUGGGGAGCAUUUGAAAUCUAAGGGAUGCCACAUUGCUAACCUCUCAGCAAUGGAUUUCUGUGCGAAGGAUGGCAUUGCUGGUUGCUUGAGAAGUUUGCUUAGGCAGUUAGUUAUGGAUGCUCCUGAUAUGGCAGAUAUGUCUGUACUGUCCUCGUGGUACUGUGAGCCUGAAAAUUAUGAUCACCCAGUGAUCAUUGUAAUUGAUGAUAUGGAGCGAUGCAGUGGUGCCAUUCUUGCUGACUUUAUUAGACUGCUAAGCGAGUGGGUAAUCAAGCUUCCAGUCAUCUUUAUAAUGGGGGUGGCAACAACCGACACAGCUAAGAAGCUUCUUCCUUCAGAUGCAUUGCAACACUUGCAGUCUUCUAAGUUCACAUUGGGAUCGCCACUUGAGAGAAUGAAUGCUCUAGUGGAGGCUGUUCUUGUAAAGCCAUCUUUUGGAUUCAACAUUGGUCACAAUGUUGCAGUCUUCAUGAGGAACUAUUUUCUUGGACAUGAUGGGACAAUUACUUCUUUCGUGAGGGCUCUAAAGCUUGCAUGCGUGAAACAUUUCUCUAUGGAGCCUCUGAGUUUUUUGGGCAUUGACAUACUUGAUGAAAAUCAGGUUUUCUUACAUGGCAAGUGUGAUGCACUACCUGACUCUUUGCUUAAAUAUGCUUUUAAUCUUCCAUCUUGUAAAAGGGGAAAAGAUUGCAAGAAUAGUAGAGAUGAUCUUGGAGAAGGGUUAUCUGAUCUAAGGAAGCUGCUCAAGGCUUGGAGUUCUGUCAUCUUGUGCUUAUAUGAAGUUGGAAAGCACAACAAGAUACAACUACUUGACAUUUUCUGUGAGGCCACUGACCCGACAUUGAGUAGCCUAGAUCCUUCAAAUCAUAAAUUGGAAAGGUCAUUCAAUGGUCAGAAUCUAGCAGAAGGAAGGUUAGAUUUUAAAGGGGGACUUAUUGGUCAGUUAAUACAUACAGUGAGAGAACUCCCUUUAUCAUCGCUAAUUAAGUUGCUUGACUCAUGGAGUAUCCACACAGAGGAAUUGUGUGAGGUUCAUGGAGAAGUCAGAGAGCUACAAUCAGUAGUAAAAUCUUCAAACGGUGGGAACAACUUGAAAGACAGACAGAUUGAUUGCCAUAGGAUGUCAAUGUCUUUGUGUGCGGGAAGGACAUCACUCUCGGUUAAUGGUAAAGCAGCUGCUUUAUUGGAUAACAUGGUCAGGAAGUUUUUGAUGCCAAUCGAGUGUUUAUGUUUUCAUGAAAUUAUUUGCUUCAGAAAUGUUGAUAUUCUGCAAUCAGCUUUAAUUGGCAAUCCAAGGAGAAACAUUCAAGUUGAUCUUAUGAAGUCCACAACCUAUAUUAAGUGCAGUUGCUGCAGCGGUAAUGAGAAUGUGUUAUCACCAACUAUGCAUGAUACAUCGGUUAUGUACAAUCUAGCCCAGGAGCAUGGUGACCUUGUAAAUCUUCAGGAUUGGUACCAUUCUUUCAAGUCAACAGUUUUGGGCACUAAUAAACUCAAAUGUCCAUUGCAACAUUCACCAAUGUCCAAAAAAGUGAAAUCUUCUCCUUCAGAAAGUGAAGCUUCAAUUCAAGCAAGAUUCUGCAGAGCUGUUAUCGAACUCCAAAUUGCAGGCCUAUUCCGGAUGCCUAGCAAAAAAAGACCAGAUUUUGUGCAGAGAGUUGCAUUUGGUCUUUGAGCUUCUGAUAUUUACAAUUUCCCAUAGAACUUAUU